Penicillium bovifimosum is the source of this 2526-nucleotide messenger RNA. RefSeq names its product putative calcineurin binding protein (gene cbpA). The record is from RefSeq and is a predicted model, not a curated record. Bases 1 to 2526 code for a protein of 841 amino acids. Gene Ontology annotation, cellular component: membrane. Gene Ontology annotation, molecular function: L-amino acid transmembrane transporter activity; nucleic acid binding. Gene Ontology annotation, biological process: amino acid transmembrane transport; calcium-mediated signaling. NCBI's taxonomy places the organism in Eukaryota, Fungi, Ascomycota, Eurotiomycetes, Eurotiales, Aspergillaceae. The transcript is spliced from 5 exons.
AUGGCAGCUUCAGCUUCACCUCCUUACUCAUUACAAUCAUCACCCAUCAUGAACCCCUCAUCCCGUCACUCAUCGCGACCCUCACUAUCCCUCGAUGUCGCCAACAUUCCUCCGCUUUCCCAACCAUCGCCACCAUCCAAUACCCUCCUAAUCACCGAUCUCCACGACCUCCUCGUCUUCCAACCCCCCGCCCUGGAAGAAAUCCGCAAGCAAAUCACAGCAGUAGCCCCCCUGAACUCCUUCUCACCGCUACCAUCUCUGCGCCGUCUCGUCUGCUCCUUCCACAACGACGAAGACGCCAUCGCAAUCCGCAAACUGCUCGACGGCAAGCAGCUCUUGAACCGAAACGUGUACCCACGGAUCUACUUCGGCGAGCCAACCCCAAUCCUAGACGGCGGCCGACCCAAGCUCCUCGAAGCCCCGCAAGUCUCCAAGAUGUUCUUCAUCUCCCCGCCGCCCAGCCCGCCCCACGGCUGGGUCUUGCGCAACGAGGACCCGCCCAACAAAGAAGUACACGCCUCGGAUUUGGCACACGCCCUGUCCAUGCUGAAGACUGAGGCUGCUCAGCCUGCUGAGACUGCCGUCGAUCCUGUGACGCCGGUUUCCAACACAUCGAAUAAGCGCACGCCCAGCUGGCCGCUUGCAAGCUCGGGCUCCCAGCAGCGCAGCAGGAGUAGCACCAUCAUCUACAAUCCCGAGGACCACGGUGGUAGUCCUAAUCUGCCUGCUGUUAUGGUUGAGGAUAUGACGUUGGAUAUCGAGGAUGUGGAUGAGAUGGACAUGAGCCCAAUUGACAUGUCUGUUAAUCAGAUGCCUCCUAAGACUGCUCGCCCGCCGGUGGAGCUUAUGGAAUCUCUCUCCUUAACACAAUCUACACCGCAAUCUAGAAAUCCCAAGAAUGAUAAAUUGGGGGAAACCAACCUAGUCUCUCAGCUCUCUCAACUAUACAACCCCAAAUGGACCAAGAAAGACAACCACUUCUCCCCCCCUCAAUCCCCCCCAAACGAACUCCCAAACCCUUCCUCUUACGCCGAUACUCCCCUAGACACACCCCUCAAACCCCUCACCUGGUCAAGCGCCUACAUCCUCGUCAUCUCCCGCGUAAUCGGCAGCGGCAUCUUCGCAACACCAGGCUCAAUAGUCCGCUCAACCGGCAGCAUAGGGUUAACCCUGCUAGUAUGGCUAAUUGGCACAAUCCUCUCAGCCUGCGGUCUAGCCGUGUCCAUGGAAUUCGGAUGUAUGUUUCCUCGUUCUGGUGGUGAGAAGGUAUAUCUAGAGUAUACCUACCCCAACCCACGCUUCCUAGCUUCCAGUCUCGUCGCCGCACAGGCCGUGCUACUAGGGUUCACAGCCAGUAAUUGCAUCGUCUUUGCAAGAUACGUACUGUUUGCACUGAGCGUGCAACCAAGCGAGAACCAGCACAAGGCGUUGGCUGUGGGACUCUUGACGGUUAUUACGAUUGUGCAUGGAUGUUUCUUGAAGACGGGGAUUUUCGUGCAGAAUGUGCUUGGGUGGGUUAAGAUCUUCUUGAUUGGUGUUAUGUCUUUGACGGGGAUAUGGGUUGUUUUUCUCCGAUCUGCAUCUUCUGGAAAUGAAGAUGAUAUCUCCCUGUCAUUGACAGGUGACUCCUUCUCAUGGGAUGCUAUGUGGGCGGGCUCGAAUUGGAGCUUCGGUUUGCUAUCGACUGCUCUUUUCAAGGUCUAUUAUUCCUACGCUGGACUGAAUAAUGUCAACAAUGUGCUGAAUGAGGUUCGUGAUCCGAUCGGCAUUGUGAAGACGGUUUGUCCGACUGCGCUUGUUACGGCCGGGGCGUUGUAUUUUCUUGCGAAUCUUUCUUAUUUCCUUGUUAUUCCGCUGGAGGAUAUCAAGGAGAGUGGGGAGUUGGUUGGGGCAUUGUUGUUUGAGAGGUUAUUCGGGGAUCAUGUUGGGAGAGUGUUUUUCCCGCUUGCUAUUGCUGUUUCUGCAGCUGGGAAUGUGAUGGUUGUGACUUUUGCUUUGGCACGCGUGAAUCAGGAGAUAGCACGACAAGGCUUCCUCCCAUUCCAGAACCUCCUCUCAUCUUCGAAACCAUUUGGCUCGCCGUUGGGCGGAUUGAUUGUCCAUUAUAUCCCCUCUGCGCUGGUCAUUGCACUACCGCCGCAAGGCGACGUCUAUAACUUCAUCCUCGAUUUGGAGGGGUUAUCCGGGACAGAUGUUCGCGUUGGCUGUCACUGUUGGGUUGCUGGUCUUGCGGUACCGCGAGCCUCAUCUUCCUCGACCGUUCAAGGCAUGGCUGCCGGCUGUUUGGCUGAGGGUGGUGGUUUGUCUGAUCUUGUUGGUUACGCCGUUUAUCCCGCCGUCCGAUUGGAAGGGGGACGUGGACUUCUUCUACGCUACAUAUGCUCUUGUUGUGUACUAUUUGGGGUUCUAUACUGGUAUGUAUGGACAGUGCUGCUUCCUCGUUGGGGAGGGUAUCGGCUUGAGGAAGAGAAGGAGAUUCUGGAUGAUGGGACGAGUAUUAUCAAGCUUGUUCGGGGGUAUAAGUAG